AUGGCCAAGCAAGUUGAGCAUGAUCCACAACAAUACAUUGAAGAUUGGUUCAAUGUAGCCAUCCCAAUGGGCAAAGAAUUUGAGCUCCCAAAUCUUUCAAACAUGUCCAACACAAAUUUUUCUACACCAAAAUUAUCAUUUCAAAACAUCCCAGUCCAUAUAAAUCCUCCUUUAACCGAAAUCGAUGCUGUAUCCAACACUGAAAUUGAGCAUGUUCCUUUCCCUAGAGUAGUGGUGGCUACAAAACCUGCUGCCACAGAAGGGCAGGAGGCCUUUUCUUCGAGCAUGAGUGCUAAUCCUUCUCAAGUGAACUCUCAGUCUCUUCCGAUUAAUAGCCAUCUACUUGCCUUGAGAAACCUGCAAUCUCUUCCUCGUCUCAUUCCAACCCCUAGAGCUACUUCCUUGAACCCACCUUUACGCUAUUCGAGUCAAGCAUUUCAUGUCAGAUAUCAACAAACUCCAUUUUCAGGAAUCCUGAAACAUGUCUCGCCGAGCUAUCGCGAUGGUAUUGUUAGACUCCGAACGGAUAGAAAUGCUCCAAGCCUCGCGAACCAUGCGGCUGGAUUGAAGGUUGGCUCGAACAUGAUCAGGAGCAAUUACCAGCAAAAUCCCAGUAUCCUUACUAAUAGGAUUAACCAACCAAUCCCAGUAGCAAAUCCAGACAGCCUUAAACAAACCAAUCUAAGUUUACCUAAGUAUCUUUCACUGUCUCUAGGCUUGACGAAUACCUCCCUUUCAUUGAAAGCUCAAGAAAUCCAAGUCCCUAAUGCCAAUAAUUUCCAACCAAAACAAGAACCAUUAGAUGGCGCUACCUUGUCAAGCCAUUUUAAUAGUCCUGUCAGGAAAACGUCAAGGACUUUAUCAACAGCCCAAGCAAGUCGUGCUGAAAAGCACAAAUGCUUUAUUUGCGAAGCAUCUUUUACGAAUGGAAACGCUUUGGGUGGGCAUAUGAGUUCCCACUCUAAGAAGAGGAAAAUUGAAGCAUUGCGGCAUGGCCAGUUUUUAAAGUCAGGUUCUGCUUCAGGAUUUGGAGACUCAUCACCAGGUUCUCAAGAUGGCUCAGAUAAGUCCAUUAUAACAAGUGCUGAUCAUUCCUGA
Messenger RNA from Dovyalis caffra, 1098 nucleotides. The record is from the annotation of a GenBank genome assembly. NCBI's taxonomy places the organism in Eukaryota, Viridiplantae, Streptophyta, Magnoliopsida, Malpighiales, Salicaceae.